AGAGCGAGGCCAUUUUAUACUGCACUCGCCACUGCUCUGUUCUGACUACCCACCCCACGACAUUAGUACUUUAAUGCCCCCAAUCCCGUCCGCUUCUCUUCUCUCUCCUCUUCCCUUCCCGCCGGCGACCAUGCAGCCGUUCCUCCGGCCAUCUCUCCUGCCCAUGGUUCUCCUUCUUCUCUCGCUGGUCCCGAUCAGCGUCCCCCUCUCCGCGCCGGAACCGCAACCCCCAACAACGUCCGACCUCAGCAUCACCGAUCUUAUGUCCAAAAAGGGCUGCAAGACCUUUGCCGAGCUCCUCCAUUCCACCAGCGAGGCCGGCGAUUCAUUUGCUUCUAACGUCGGCAGCGGGAUUACCGCCUUUUGCCCCACCGAUCCCGUAUUAAAGCCUUUUCUCCCUCGAUUCAAGAACCUCACUGCCGACGGGAAGAUCUCGCUACUCCUAUACCACGCCAUCCCAAUCUACUACUCGAUCCAGAUGCUCAAAUCCAACAAUGGCAUCGUGAACACCCUCGCCACAGACGGGACUACCAAGAACUACAACUUCAUUAUACAGAACGAUGGCGACGUCGUGACCUUACAGACGAAGGUCACCACGGCGAAGAUUACCGACACGCUUUUUGACCAGGAUCCGGUGGCCAUAUACUCCAUUGAUGAGGUGCUCGAACCGACGGAGCUAUUUAAGCCGGCGGAGGUGCCGGCUCCGGCGCCGGCGCCAGUGGAGGCUGCUGAUUCGCCGAAAGCGGCUGAAAAGAACCGGACGCAUGAGACACCACCAGCGGCGAGCCCGGGCGGGAAGGCGGAGGAUCAGAAGGCGGCGGAUAAUAACAGAGCUACUGCUGCUGCCGGUAAGUCUGUUGUCGGCGGUGCUGCUGCGGUGGCUGCGCUUUUUGCUUUAGUUUUUGGUUAGGAUUUUAUAUGUUUCUGUUCUCAGUUUUUUGCUGGUGAAAUUGGUUUGGGAAAAUAAGAGAGGAAUGGGAGAAAAUUUGUUAUCAUAGUGUGAUAUAUUUUGUAUUAGGAUAAAAUUAUUUUAUUGUUUGUGUUUUUAAUUU
Molecule: messenger RNA, 1052 nt
Organism: Dendrobium catenatum
Lineage: Eukaryota; Viridiplantae; Streptophyta; Magnoliopsida; Asparagales; Orchidaceae
Product: fasciclin-like arabinogalactan protein 1
Exons: 1
Coding region: 74-910 (278 amino acids)
Source: RefSeq, a predicted model, not a curated record